Elaeis guineensis (African oil palm) is the source of this 1852-nucleotide messenger RNA. RefSeq names its product probable mitochondrial adenine nucleotide transporter BTL3. The record is from RefSeq and is a predicted model, not a curated record. Gene Ontology annotation, biological process: transmembrane transport. NCBI's taxonomy places the organism in Eukaryota, Viridiplantae, Streptophyta, Magnoliopsida, Arecales, Arecaceae.
AUUAGCCAACCCAGACCAAGUACCAUGGCAGUCCGCCACGUCCCUGCGCACGUUAGCGACCGCCGGCAGCCCGGUUGCUUGUCUCAGACACAGACACCGCAAGCCAAAAUCACAAACACAAAGUGGGCGUGGGAGAUCGAUGGAACCUAUGCGGCAUCCUCGCCACUAUCAAUGAACGACACAUUCCCGAUAGAGAAAUAAAGAAUUGAGAAUAUAUCCCACAUUCCCUUGCCCUCUCCCCUCAAGCUCCCCUCCCUCCUCCCAUCCCAUGCCUCCCGAAUCCUCCCUCCUCUCCCAAAACCCUAGCCUUAUAAACGCCCUCCUCCUCCGAAUCCGAUCCCGUCCUUCAUUUCCUCGAUCUUAGCUUUCUUGUCUCUUCGAUCCCGCCUUCGCGAUGCCGCCGCUGGAGGUCUUCCGGGAUGCCCUCAUCCCCUCUUGGAUCUCGUUCUCCGACGAGGACCCCGGUGUCUUCGUCGGGGGAGGUCUCUUCCUCGACUCCUCCGUCCCCAACUCUAUCGUCUCCUCGAUCUCGGUCGCGAGUCCGGCGGCCUCGGCCGUUAGAUUGGUGGCUUCUCGCCAGAAGGAGUUCGUUCUGGGGGUGUGCCGGCAUGGGAGGGUGGGUGGGGGGCAGUUCUUGUCGGUGAGCUUGUCGGUCAAGGGAGGAGAGAGGUUCGUGCGGGAGUCUGAGGGGUUUUUGGGGCAGAAUGGGGAGGGGAGAUCGGAGGAGCCGGCAUUGGAGGGGAAGGAGGUGGAUGAGGUGGUGGUGAAGGAGGUGGAGAAAAAGGAGGAGGUUAGAACGCAGGGCACCGGAGCUGGCGCCAUGAACACCACCAAGCAUCUGUGGGCGGGGGCUGUGGCCGCAAUGGUUUCGAGAACCUUUGUUGCUCCUCUUGAGAGACUAAAGUUGGAGUAUAUAGUGCGUGGUGAACAGAUGAAUUUAUUUGCACUUAUCCAUAAAAUUGCAACAACACAAGGUCUGAAGGGCUUCUGGAAAGGCAAUUUUGUCAACAUUCUUCGUACUGCUCCAUUUAAGGCAGUAAAUUUCUAUGCAUACGAUACAUAUAGGAAACAACUUCUCAAAAUGUCUGGAAAUGAAGAAACAACAAAUUUCGAAAGGUUCCUUGCAGGCGCUGCAGCUGGCAUUACUGCUACAGUACUAUGUCUGCCAAUGGACACGAUCCGUACAAAGAUGGUAGCACCUGGAGGGGAAGCUUUAGGUGGCGUUAUUGGUGUUUUCUGCCACAUGGUGCAAACUGAAGGGUUCUUUUCUCUUUACAAGGGAUUAGUACCUUCUCUUAUUAGCAUGGCCCCUUCUGGUGCAGUUUUCUAUGGUGUUUAUGAUAUACUGAAGUCAGCUUAUCUUCAUUCACCUGAAGGACAGAUGCGGAUAUCUCUGAUGAAGCAACGUGAAGGUGAAGAUGUGAAUGCCUUGGAUCGGCUAGAGUUGGGUCCCAUGAGGACCUUAUUGUAUGGGGCCAUUGCCGGUGCUUGUGCUGAGGCUGCCACAUAUCCUUUUGAAGUAGUCAGGCGACAGCUACAAAUGCAGGUUCAGGCAACAAAACUAAAUGCAUUUGCUACGGCUGUGAAAAUAGUAGAGCAAGGGGGCAUCCCUGCACUGUACGCUGGCCUGAUUCCCAGCUUGUUACAGGUUUUGCCCUCUGCUUCGAUUAGUUACUUUGUAUACGAGUUCAUGAAGAUAGUUCUGAAAGUAGAAUGAACACAGGUUAAUUGCCCUCCACAGAUAAAGCAUUUUGGAGGGGUGCUCUAGCUGGUGUAGUUUGAGCAACUAAUUGUUUUCAGAAGACUGUUUUCUUCUAUGGAGAUUAAUUUGAAUAAACAUUUAUGAAAUCGU